AUGGCACCGGCGGCAGUAGAGACCGAAUCGAUCUUACCACCAGGAAAUGGUCUGAAAUUCCUCAAGGAGAAUGCGAAACAACUGCAAAAUGGCUCAUCGAAAAACGACACGUCCAGUGCCACAGAAACGUCGAUAGCCACGGUCGUCUCCCUUCCAACACAAACACGAAUUCCACAUGAAGAAUAUCAAUACCUAGACCUCAUUCGCGAUGUCCUACACAGAGGAGAGCAUCGACCAGACCGGACGGGAACAGGCACACUCUCACUGUUUGCGCCUCCACAACUGCGAUUCAGCCUAUCCAAACCAGAUCCCACAUCACCCAGCGCAGAUCGUAUACCAGUCCUCCCACUUCUGACCACGAAACGUGUCUUCCUCCGUGCCGUGACGACAGAACUUCUGUGGUUUGUCUCCGGGUGCACGACGUCCAAGCCUCUCUCCGAAGCCGGAAUCCACAUCUGGGACGGCAACGGGUCGCGAGAAUUCCUAGACAAGCUGGGCUUCACCGAACGUGAGGAAGGCGAUCUUGGCCCCGUCUAUGGCUUCCAAUGGCGGCAUUUCGGAGCCGAGUAUGAGAACUGUCAUGCAGACUACAAUGGCAGAGGUGUUGAUCAGAUCAAGGAAAUCGUGCAGAAGCUGAAACACAAUCCCUACGACCGUAGAAUCAUCCUGAGUGCAUGGAACGUGGCGGAUCUGUCCAAGAUGGCUCUUCCACCUUGCCACAUGUUUGCUCAAUUCUAUGUCAGCUAUCCUGAUGCCGUUAGAGGUGAAGCUGCACUUCAACAGCGGCAAGAGAAUGGCACCAACGGUUCAGCAGAUGUACCAAAAGAGAAAUCCAAGGGCCAUCUCUCAUGUAUGCUGUAUCAGCGCUCAUGUGACAUGGGACUAGGCGUGCCCUUCAACAUCGCCUCCUACGCUCUUUUGACACACAUGUUGGCCUAUGCCUGUGAUCUUGUGCCAGGUGAGCUGAUCCACAAUAUGGGCGACUCGCAUGUCUAUCUGGACCAUAUCGAUGCUCUGAAAGAGCAGCUUCUACGAGAGCCAAGAGAGUUCCCGACCUUGAACAUUAACCGUGAUGACCGAGGGAGUGGGGAGAUGGACGGCUGGAAAAUGGAAGACUUUGACGUCGUGGCUUACAAACCGCAUGGUGGCAUCAAGAUGAAGAUGAGUGUAUGA
This is a messenger RNA of Exophiala bonariae, 1173 nucleotides long. RefSeq lists its product as uncharacterized. Gene Ontology annotation, molecular function: thymidylate synthase activity. Lineage: Eukaryota; Fungi; Ascomycota; Eurotiomycetes; Chaetothyriales; Herpotrichiellaceae. The transcript has a single exon. Bases 1 to 1173 code for a protein of 390 amino acids. The record is from RefSeq and is a predicted model, not a curated record. Gene Ontology annotation, cellular component: cytosol; mitochondrion. Gene Ontology annotation, biological process: dTMP biosynthetic process.